This is a messenger RNA of Chanos chanos (milkfish), 1736 nucleotides long. RefSeq names its product zinc finger and BTB domain containing 18 (gene zbtb18). Lineage: Eukaryota; Metazoa; Chordata; Actinopteri; Gonorynchiformes; Chanidae. Gene Ontology annotation, biological process: regulation of transcription by RNA polymerase II. The record is from RefSeq and is a predicted model, not a curated record. The transcript has 2 exons. The coding region runs from base 114 to 1736 and encodes 540 amino acids. Gene Ontology annotation, cellular component: nucleus. Gene Ontology annotation, molecular function: DNA-binding transcription factor activity, RNA polymerase II-specific; protein binding.
CUGCAGGUUGUUAUGGAAAGCUGUUGAAAGUCAAUCUAGUUAUUUUUCAGCCGAGAGGAUUUGACAGGGGAAACAGGAAGACGCAGGACCUUGUUGUCUGUUAUGAAGACAGCAUGGAGUUUCCAGACCACAGCAGACAUUUGUUACAGUGUCUGAGCGAGCAGAGGCAUCAGGGUUUCCUCUGUGACUCCACUGUUCUGGUUGGCGAUGCCCAGUUUCGAGCCCAUCGUGCCGUGCUGGCUUCGUGCAGCAUGUACUUCCAUCUCUUUUACAAGGACCAGCUGGACAAAAGGGACAUUGUUCAUCUGAACAGUGACAUCGUCACAGCCCCGGCGUUCGCUCUCCUGCUCGAGUUCAUGUACGAGGGGAAGCUCCAGUUCAAAGCCCUCCCCGUGGAGGACGUGCUGGCUGCUGCCAGCUACCUCCACAUGUACGACAUUGUCAAAGUCUGCAAGAAGAAGCUCAAACAGAAAGCCACGGCGGAGGCCGACAGCACCAAGAGGGAGGAGGACGCUUCCAGCUGCUCCGACAAGGUGGAGAGCUUCUCCGAGGGUGGCAGCACGGGCCGGCCGGCGACCGCUGACCUGCUGCACAGCGACGACGAGGACCUGGAGGCCAAGCGCGAUUGUCUCCAGGAGCCUGGCAGCAUGUGGAUGCACCUUCCCUCCGACAGGGCCGCCUCUCCGGCCACCAGCCCGAGGGAGGCUGACCGGCACAGCAACGACGCUGGCAAGUCCCCGGCUGGCAGUCCCAGCAGCUCCACGGGCUCCCUCUCCCGCCGCUCGGUGGCAUCCAGGAGGGUGUCAGCCGACGCCGACUGCGUUCUCGACCUGUCUGUCAAGUCAGGAUUGUCGGGCGGUCCCGGUGAAGCCGUGGCCGGGGGCAACCCCUACUUCUGCGGCUCAGCGACGCCAGACAGCCUGCAGAACACUCUGGUACAGGUGAAGGUGGAGAAAGACACUGGCUCAGACGACGAGGAGCUGGUUAGCGGCGACUACGAGAUGGAGCACAGCGGCGUCAAGGAGACUCCCAGCACCAACGGCAACCACAGCAGCCACACGGUGCAGCGACGGCUGGGCCUGGAAGCUCACCUGUCGGCCUUGCGCGAGGCCUCGUUGGCCGGAGAACUGGAGCGGGAGGAGAAGGCCGGCGAGGACGACAACGACGUCCUGGGCGCGGAAAGCGAGCGGGCGCAGGUGGAGGCAGGAGGCGGAGUGGACAGUUCACUCCUGCCCUACGUCUCCAGCAUGCUGGGUCCACCUCACACGCAGAUCUUUAUGUGCCCGUUAUGCAACAAGGUCUUCCCCAGCCCACACAUUCUGCAGAUCCACCUCAGCACGCACUUCCGCGAGCAGGAGGGAGUCCGGGCCAAGCCGGCCGGCGACGUGAACGUGCCUACCUGUUCCAUCUGCGGCAAGACCUUCUCUUGCAUGUACACGCUCAAGCGCCACGAGCGGACACACUCGGGCGAGAAGCCCUACACUUGUACCACUUGCGGCAAGAGCUUCCAGUACUCGCACAACCUGAGCCGGCACGCCGUCGUGCACACGCGCGAGAAGCCGCACGCUUGUAAGUGGUGCGAGCGCCGUUUCACGCAGUCAGGAGACCUGUACCGACACAUCCGCAAGUUUCACUGCGAACUGGUCAAUUCGCUGUCGGUCAAGAGCGAGGCUCUCAACCUGCCUACAGUCAGAGACUGGGCGCUAGAGGAUAGUUCGCAAGAACUCUGGAAAUGA